Molecule: messenger RNA, 2064 nt
Organism: Nicotiana tabacum (common tobacco)
Lineage: Eukaryota; Viridiplantae; Streptophyta; Magnoliopsida; Solanales; Solanaceae
Product: callose synthase 11
Biological process (GO): (1->3)-beta-D-glucan biosynthetic process
Cellular component (GO): 1,3-beta-D-glucan synthase complex; plasma membrane
Molecular function (GO): 1,3-beta-D-glucan synthase activity
Source: RefSeq, a predicted model, not a curated record
AUGAUUGUGGAGAACUCUUUGGAGCAUGGCUUCCUUCCGGCAGUCUGGGAUUUUGUAACUAUGCAACUGCAGCUUGCCUCACUAUUUUUCACAUACUCAAUGGGAACCCGUGCACAUUUCUUUGGUAGGACCAUUCUGCAUGGGGGAGCGAAGUACCGUGCAACUGGGCGAGGUUUUGUUGUGCAGCGCAAGUGCUUUGCUGAGAACUAUCGGCUCUAUGCUCGCAGCCACUUUGUCAAGGCAAUCGAACUUGGAGUGAUCCUCANAGUGGUAGUAAUGGUGUACAUGUUCUUGUGGGGGAGACUGUAUCUUGCACUCAGUGGUGUUGAGGAGUACGCCAGCAGAAAUGCCAGCAGCAACAAAGCACUUGGUGCAAUUUUGAAUCAGCAGUUUGUUAUCCAGCUUGGUGUGUUCACUGCCCUCCCUAUGAUUGUGGAGAACUCUUUGGAGCAUGGCUUCCUUCCGGCAGUUUGGGAUUUUGUAACUAUGCAACUGCAACUUGCCUCACUAUUUUUCACAUACUCAAUGGGAACCCGUGCACAUUUCUUUGGUAGGACCAUUCUGCAUGGGGGAGCGAAGUACCGUGCAACUGGGCGAGGUUUUGUUGUGCAGCGCAAGUGCUUUGCUGAGAACUAUCGGCUCUAUGCUCGCAGCCACUUUGUCAAGGCAAUCGAACUUGGAGUGAUCCUCAUUGUGUAUGCUUCACAUAGCCCCUUGACUAAGGACACCUUUGUGUAUAUAGCUAUGACUAUAUCAAGUUGGUUCCUUGUACUGUCAUGGAUAACAUCUCCGUUUUUGUUCAAUCCCUCUGGGUUUGACUGGUUAAGAACAGUGUAUGACUUUGAUGAUUUCAUGCAUUGGAUUUGGUACAAUAGGGGAGUUUUUGUAAAAGCGGAUCAAAGUUGGGAGACAUGGUGGUAUGAAGAACAGGACCACCUGAGAACUACCGGUCUCUGGGGAAAGUUGCUUGAGAUUAUUAUGGAUCUUCGUUUCUUCUUCUUUCAAUAUGGAAUUGUUUAUCAAUUACACAUUGCUGGUGGUAACACUAGUAUUGGUGUUUACUUGCUGUCUUGGAUUAUUAUGGUCGCUGUUGUGGCAAUUUACAUUGCCAUUGCAUAUGCAAAAGACAAAUAUUCGAUGAAGGAGCACAUAUAUUAUCGACUGGUGCAGUUGCUUGUCAUUCUGCUCACUACGCUGGUGAUUGUUCUACUGUUGAGGUUAACCAAGUUUACGCUGCUUGACUUCAUCACAAGUUUGUUGGCUUUUAUUCCAACUGGAUGGGGCUUAAUCCAAAUUGCCCUAGUGCUCCGGCCCUUUUUGCAGUUUACUUUGGUUUGGAGCACUGUUGUGUCCUUGGCUCGGCUAUAUGAUAUGAUGCUUGGGUUAAUUGUUAUGGCUCCUCUGGCAUUUCUAUCAUGGAUGCCUGGAUUUCAAUCCAUGCAGACAAGAAUAUUAUUUAAUGAAGCUUUCAGCAGGGGCCUUCAGAUUUCUCGUAUCCUCACAGGCAAAGAUACAUAAUUUGAGGAACAAGUUAAUAAUUUCAGAGGCAUAUGCAUCUCUUUUCUUGAUUAUAUAGGCCGCGAUUCCAAAUAAGUGGCUUUAUUUUUUGUUGGAGCUUGGAUGGGGAAUUUGAUUUUGUGCCUUCUACUCAGUCUGGGUAACUUCUCACCCUUCAGUCUACCAAGUCGACGAGGCUUGCAGCGGUUUUACUAAGCGAUGUGGAACAGUUGGGUCUUUUCUUCUUCCUAGUCUUAGUAUGGUUAGGUUCAGGAAUCAUGGUUAGAUCUAUCAUGUUUCCAAUUUUUUGUAAUUCUGUACAUAAUGGCCACAUGUAAAUGGUGUAGUCUAUUCUGAUUAUGACACUGUAUUUGCGUAUUUCUGGUGAGCUAAUGGACGACAGUGGAACUUACACCAACUACGGUUUGGCUACUGAGCUUGCAAAAGGAAAUUGCUCACUUCUAGCUCUAUUUAAUGUAUUUUUUGGGGGUUAAUUUCUUGACAGAUGUAACUCAUAUUCAGUCAGUGAGCAAGACUACUAAAAGGCACUUUGCUUGUCGCCUUAAA